GCACAGAUUGACUUGCAGAAGGCUGAGGAGCUGGAGUUUGUGAUUAAGAUCAUCUUCGGCAAAGCCCUCGUGGAGCCGCACUACUGCGAGACCUAUGCAGACAUGGUCUUCGCACUCCGAACUCGUUACCCAGAGUUCCCAGCGGAGAACGAGGGCGAGAAGCCACACAGCUUCACUCGCGUGCUGCUCAACACAGUGCAGAACGAGUUCGAGAGCCUUCCAACCACAUUCGAGCCGACAGACGAGGACCGAAAGAAGUUCGAGUCUACCGAGGACCUGAACCUUGAGAUGAAGAAGCGCAAGGGCAAGAUGCUUGCCAACAUGAAGUUCAUUGGGAACCUUUUCCUCCGACAGCUGUUGGCUGUGAAGGUCAUCGGCCAGGUCGUCCACGACUUGAUUGGCAUCAAGCAGGGAGAGAACCCUUUGCCCGAAGAGCACAUGAUCGAGUGCGUGUGCGAGCUUCUCCAGGCCAUUGGCUACACUCUUGAU
Molecule: messenger RNA, 489 nt
Organism: Symbiodinium necroappetens
Lineage: Eukaryota; Dinophyceae; Suessiales; Symbiodiniaceae
Source: the annotation of a GenBank genome assembly